GCUGCCCUCGUUUCCGCCUUUUCCCGGUCCCUUUAGAGGCGACAGACUCAAUCCCCCUCCAUCCUCCGCCGGUGGAGCGUCCCCAAACAAAUCCUGACCAUGACUGAGCAGAUGACCCUUCGGGGGACCCUUAAGGGCCACAAUGGCUGGGUUACCCAGAUCGCCACCACCCCACAGUUCCCGGACAUGAUCCUCAGCUCUUCCCGGGACAAGACUGUCAUCAUGUGGAAGCUGACACGUGAUGAGACCAAUUAUGGCGUCCCUCAGCGCGCCCUCCGCGGUCACUCCCACUUCGUCAGCGACGUGGUCAUCUCCUCCGAUGGGCAGUUUGCCCUGUCAGGUUCUUGGGAUGGGACCCUGAGGCUGUGGGAUCUCACCACUGGCACAACCACAAGGAGAUUUGUGGGUCACACCAAGGACGUCCUCAGUGUGGCUUUCUCCGCCGACAACCGUCAGAUCGUGUCAGGUUCCCGAGACAAGACCAUCAAGCUGUGGAACACUCUGGGAGUGUGCAAGUACACAGUGCAGGAAGAGUCUCACUCUGAAUGGGUUUCUUGCGUCCGCUUCUCACCCAACAGCAGCAAUCCAAUCAUUGUUUCCUGCGGCUGGGAUAAGAUGGUGAAGGUCUGGAAUUUGGCCAACUGCAAACUGAAGACCAACCACAUUGGCCACAGUGGCUACCUGAACACUGUCACCGUGUCUCCCGAUGGCUCCCUGUGUGCUUCUGGAGGCAAGGAUGGACAAGCCAUGUUGUGGGAUCUGAAUGAGGGCAAACACUUGUACACCCUGGACAGUGGAGACAUCAUCAAUGCUCUCUGCUUCAGUCCCAACCGCUACUGGCUGUGCGCUGCCACAGGGCCGAGCAUCAAGAUCUGGGAUCUGGAGGGCAAGAUCAUUGUAGAUGAACUGAAGCAGGAGGUGAUCAGCACAAGCAGCAAAGCUGAGCCCCCACAGUGCACCUCUCUGGCCUGGUCAGCAGAUGGACAGACUCUCUUCGCCGGAUACACAGACAACUUGAUCAGAGUUUGGCAAGUGACUAUUGGGACCCGCUAAGAUGUUUUCUGGAUACAGGAAAAUGGAGACAUUACAAUUGUAAUGUUACCACCUGAUGCUGCUUGUGCAGUAUGGAGUCUUUUCUUACAACAGCAGCCUGUGACUCAAAUAAAAGUUGCUAUAAAACUACAA
This is a messenger RNA of Hyla sarda, 1185 nucleotides long. RefSeq names its product receptor for activated C kinase 1 (gene RACK1). Gene Ontology annotation, molecular function: translation regulator activity; ribosome binding; protein kinase C binding. The transcript has 8 exons. Gene Ontology annotation, cellular component: cytosol; nucleus. Bases 100 to 1053 code for a protein of 317 amino acids. The record is from RefSeq and is a predicted model, not a curated record. Lineage: Eukaryota; Metazoa; Chordata; Amphibia; Anura; Hylidae. Gene Ontology annotation, biological process: positive regulation of protein phosphorylation; rescue of stalled cytosolic ribosome.